Molecule: messenger RNA, 1384 nt
Organism: Scheffersomyces stipitis CBS 6054
Lineage: Eukaryota; Fungi; Ascomycota; Pichiomycetes; Serinales; Debaryomycetaceae
Gene: KSF5
Exons: 1
Coding region: 1-1167 (388 amino acids)
Biological process (GO): carbohydrate derivative metabolic process
Molecular function (GO): carbohydrate derivative binding
Source: RefSeq, a predicted model, not a curated record
AUGACGACUACCAAGGCUUUGGAUUCUGUCUACAAAACGCUCAAGUUCCAGAGUGACGCCGUGGCCCAUCUCCACCUCCAGUACCAAACAGACUCGUUCUCCCAGAAUAACCUCCAAGAACUGUUGAAUAUUCUCUACCAUACUUCGCAAGUGGCUCAUGGAAAGAUCGUUAUUCUGGGUAUUGGAAAGUCUCACAAGAUUGCUAACAAGUUGGUGGCGACUCUUAACUCGCUUUCCAUUCACUCUUCAACUUUGCAUCCACUGGAGGCUCUUCAUGGCGACUUGGGCCUUAUCAAUGAAGACAAGGACUGCUUGGUACUCCUCACAGCUUCUGGAAACACCUCCGAGUUGCUUCAGCUUCUUCCUCAUCUCCUGCCAUCCAUACCGAUUAUUUUGUUAACGUGCAACCGCGAUUCGAAGUUAUCAAAUCAUCCCCAGGUCAAUUCGCUACUCUAUGCUUCGCUUCCUAGCUACCUAAACGAAGAGACGAUACACGGACUCCCAGCGCCCACUGUGUCCACAACAUUGUCGCUCAUCUUAGCUGAUGCUACCAUCUUGGCUCUUCUGGAAAUGAUUGAAGAAGAUGUCUUGAAGCGCAAAAAACAAUUUUCUAUGAAACACCCCGGUGGUUCCAUUGGCUCGUAUUUGAGCCACCUUAACGACAAUUUGAAUACCACUAGAGACAGUAACACAAAGAAGUCGUUCUCCUCUCAGAUUUCCAGCUCGAGCUUGCUCAGUUUGAACCAAAUAAGGCAGAACUUCAGAUCUUCACCUAUGGGGCCAACCAAUUCUGCCGCCAAGUCGAAUGUAAGCUCGCUCACGUCGUCUGACGAUGAGUUUGAUGUCUUGGACGUCAAGCAAGGCAAGUCUUCUUCUAACAUCGAUUUCAUCUUGACAAACUCUAUAAAAUUGGCCAAACCAGCCCAAACUAAAGUAGUUUCGCACGAACAAGUGUGGAAUCUCAAGCACGACGAAGAGUUGAAGUUGUUGCAGUGGAUCACUCUUUACGACUUUUUAAUUGUGGACAAAAGGGGCUUGGGUAUAGACACGGCUACAGUCAAAGACAUCUACAAACUGACUUAUGGGUCUCAAGAAAGUAAAAGCGUAGAAAAUUGGAACAAAUUCCAUUGGGAUUUUAUGAGAACUUUCAAAGAGAUUGAUAUAUGAAGCUAAACAAAGACAUCAAUUACAGCUACUACAACAUCUACAAUAGGAGCAAUAUCACAAAACAAUACCACAACUACAAUAACAACUGCGUGCUAACAAUUAUUACAUUUACUACAUUACAAUUUUCGUCAGCGAUUGAGGAAUUAGAAUAGUUUUUAUACUUUUUUUACGACAUAGUCUUCAAUUAAUGUUCAGAAGCAAGGGCUUCUUAAGGUUU